AUGAGCUUGAAAGAAAAGGUGGAUGCAAUCAAUGGAGAAAAUAUGGAUGAAGAAGAGGCAGUGACCCUCUUCAAGGAUUCCCUGAAGACUUUCCACAAUGUCAGCCACAGCAUGGACCAAAGCACCAUGUACACCAGAAAGGAGAAGUGGCUGAGUGAAAAACAAAUCUAUGACCGGCUCACUGAAUAUGAAUUGGAGUGUCACCUGAACUCAGGUGACUACACAGCCAAGGUGAAUGUGUGCAAAAGAAGGUCCAUCACAGCUGGGCAGGAAUAUGACCCCACAGAGGAUGAUGAAACCGCUUUCCUGGAAGAGUUCUCAAAAGACACCAACCUCCAACUGAAGAAUGCAGAAUCCCUUGCAAAAGGAGACAAAGGCAAAGGAAAGGGUGCCAAAGGCAGUGGAAGUGGGCAGAAAGGCCUUGGGAAAGGCAAAGGGAAGCACCAGCAGCUUGCCCUAGAAGAUAAGAAAGAUGAGAGCCCAGAAGAAGAAUGGGAAGAUGCUUUGGGAAAAGCAAGAAGGGCCAGAGAUUUGGUGUCCACCAAGCAGUGUGAAGUGGAAGAGGCACUUGCAAAAGUGCCCAAAUCCUUUUUGUCAGCUGGCUUGAAAAAGCCCACUUCCCAGUUCCAAAAGAAGCUGGAAGACAUGCUCAAGAAAUUGAAGGGGUUCCUGCUGAAGGAGUACAGCCAGAAGACAUUGAAAGACAUCAAAGAGUGCCUCCCUGAGGCAGCAACCUUGAUAAAGGAUGUGAAGGACUUGAAGACCCUUGAAAAAGGAUGGGAAACUAUGGAUGUCAUGCUCCCACGCCUCAUGUUUGAAGCAUUGCAGAGCUACCCUGCAGUUUGGGAGCAAAUGUGGGAUGUGAAGCCAUAUACCAACCUUGAUUGGGAUGCCUUCACUUUUCUGGACACAACCCUUGCAAAAGGGACAGAAGAACAUCCACACCUGGUGGCCUGCCUGGAAAGCAUGGUCCAACUCAAUGAAAUCCUUGACAGCUGUGACCUCUUUCUUAAGGAUGCUGAAUUUGAUGCAUUCUUUGGCCUUGCAAAAGGCUUCGUUGAAGAAUAUUCAUGGCUCCAUGGCCACUUUGAAGAGCAGGGAAGGAAAAAGGAACUUGCGGACACCGGAGAUUGCCGCAUGCUCACCGAGAUUCCUGUCAGAGACUGGGAGAACUGUGAUGCAGUACCCUCGACGCUCAGCGCCUUGAUUGGCGUUGUGGUGCCGGGGCAACUUCGCAAGGUUGAGACAGUCUUCGUGGUCUCCGACUUGCAGAUUUUAGGCAUCUCGUCAGUGAAGAGCGUCAUGAAGAAGGCAAUGAAAAAGAGCCUUGGCAAAGGCCCCAAGCCCUUGAAACAGGGCAAAAAAGGUGCCACAGCAUUGCAGUCUAUCUUGAAAAAGAGGCCUGCCACAAGAGCCAGUGCACCUUUGAAAAAAGGUAAUUUGGCAAAGCUGGGGCAGAUGAGCUUGAAAGAAAAGGUGGAUGCAAUCAAUGGAGAAAAUAUGGAUGAAGAAGAGGCAGUGACCCUCUUCAAGGAUUCCCUGACACCUGAUGAGGGGUCACAGGUUUGGGGUCAACACCAAACAUACCUGAAGAAGAAUCCCUUGGAAAAGGGAGAGCAUGACUCCUUAGGAAAAAAGGAGAAAGGGCUGGCAGUGGCACUCUGGUAUUUGAAAAAAUCCAGGAAGACUUUCCACAAUGUCAGCCACAGCAUGGACCAAAGCACCAUGUACACCAGAAAGGAGAAGUGGCUGAGUGAAAAACAAAUCUAUGACCGGUUCACUGAAUAUGAAUUGGAGUGUCACCUGAACUCAGGAAGGGUCAUAUGGAGGCAUGACCCUUUAACAAGGGGAUGCUUUGAAUACCAAGAUUUAGGUGACUACACAGCCAAGGUGAAUGUGUGCAAAAGAAGGUCCAUCACAGCUGGGCAGGAAUAUGACCCCACAGAGGAUGAUGAAACCGCUUUCCUGGAAGAGUUCUCAAAAGACACCAACCUCCAACUGAAGAAUGCAGAAUCCCUUGCAAAAGGAGACAAAGGCAAAGGAAAGGGUGCCAAAGGCAGUGGAAGUGGGCAGAAAGGCCUUGGGAAAGGCAAAGGGAAGCACCAGCAGCUUGCCCUAGAAGAUAAGAAAGAUGAGAGCCCAGAAGAAGAAUGGGAAGAUGCUUUGGGAAAAGCAAGAAGGGCCAGAGAUUUGGUGUCCACCAAGCAGUGUGAAGUGGAAGAGGCACUUGCAAAAGUGCCCAAAUCCUUUUUGUCAGCUGGCUUGAAAAAGCCCACUUCCCAGUUCCAAAAGAAGCUGGAAGACAUGCUCAAGAAAUUGAAGGGGUUCCUGCUGAAGGAGUACAGCCAGAAGACAUUGAAAGACAUCAAAGAGUGCCUCCCUGAGGCAGCAACCUUGAUAAAGGAUGUGAAGGACUUGAAGACCCUUGAAAAAGGAUGGGAAACUAUGGAUGUCAUGCUCCCACACCUCAUGUUUGAAGCAUUGCAGAGCUACCCUGCAGUUUGGGAGCAAAUGUGGGAUGUGAAGCCAUAUACCAACCUUGAUUGGGAUGCCUUCACUUUUCUGGACACAACCCUUGCAAAAGGGACAGAAGAACAUCCACACCUGGUGGCCUGCCUGGAAAGCAUGGUCCAACUCAAUGAAAUCCUUGACAGCUGUGACCUCUUUCUUAAGGAUGCUGAAUUUGAUGCAUUCUUUGGCCUUGCAAAAGGCUUCGUUGAAGAAUAUUCAUGGAAAAAGGAACUUGCGGAAACCGGAGAUUGCCGCAUGCUCACCGAGAUUCCUGUCAGAGACUGGGAGAACUGUGAUGCAGUACCCUCGACGCUCAGCGCCUUGAUUGGCGUUGUGGUGCCGGGGCAACUUCGCAAGGUUGAGACAGUCUUCGUGGUCUCCGACUUGCAGAUUUUAGGCAUCUCGUCAGUGAAGAGCGAAACGGAUGAGUGGCUUAUCACUUGUUGCGUGCGAUGCAAGCGGACCAGCCCUUGUUCGCAACAUCCUGACGGAAGCACGGAAAAGCGCCUGGCCGUCAGAUUGACGUUGGCCGAUGGCAACAGUCAGUGCUCCGUGAUGCUGUAUCACGAGUUACUGCUGAAGGCAGCAGCGCUGAUGGAAGUGACUUUGCCCGAGCCGCUGGCUGAUUCCAAGGAGCUGCGCACGACUCUCAGAGACAUGUCCCGAAAUGCUCAGUGGAUCUGCCGUUUCACCUUCAAGGAGAACGACUUCCAGCAAUCCUUGGAAUUGGAGUGUCGCGACAUUCGUCCCUGCCUGCGGCUUCAGCCGGCUGUCGCGCUGAUGACUCCACCAGACGGCCAGUUGAAUCUGCCUCUUUGCCGCUUGAACAAUGGUUGCCCAGUGGCGCCGUUGAAUAAGGUAACAGUGGAUGCGCAUCUCGGACUGGUCUCCGUGGGCAAGGUGGAUGCAAACUUUUUGCGUGCCUUGGUGUGCUUCAACAACGUGAAGUUGCCAGAUGAAGAGGCACUGCAGCAAGACAAUGCAGCCACCUCGGCCAUGCGAGUGAAGCGAUCCUUUGAUUGCCUUUUGUCGAAAACGGACACAUCUCCUUUCCAAGUGGCCGCACCGGAGAAAUCCAUCAAGUGGAUCGGAGAGCGAAGUGUUCUCUGGCAUGUCCCCGUGGACACCGUCACGACCUACUUUGACCGACUCGCCACGGAAGAGCUGACAGUAAAUGAACCCCUUACCUUUGAAUCCAAAUGGACGCCUGUCAAGAGGCUCAAUGUCGUCAGAGACAGCAUGCCGGAAGAGGCACGUAGCUCCACAGCUUGGAUGAACACUUUGCCGGCAUCAUCCGAGGUCGCAGCCACCGAAUUGGACGAACCGAUGUGA
This is a messenger RNA of Cladocopium goreaui, 3843 nucleotides long. Lineage: Eukaryota; Dinophyceae; Suessiales; Symbiodiniaceae. The record is from the annotation of a GenBank genome assembly.